AUGACGAUGGAGAAUAACAAUAAUAGUACAUCUUCAUCACCAUCUCUACAAUUACAACAACAACAACAGACACUUCUGGGGAAUGAUGUUGACAGACUUAGUGAUUCAAACUCAAGUUCAUCGGUGGUCGACACUGAUGACUCAUUUCUAAGACCUCCUUCAUCGUUGUCAUCGGCAUUGGCAUUGGCUACAAUGGACGAUGAUAUAAGUGAUACCAACAGUACAUCAAGUCUAACAGAUUCUAUUGCGCCAAUGAGUACUCUGUCGUCGUCUUCAUCGACCACGACUACCACCACGUCUUCGUUGUCGACCAAGUUGGAGUUGGAUCUGGCCACAGGGGACUCGGCACCCAAGCCAAAGAUAGACAUAACUCUCGUGGGUGGUGGCGGCGGGAAGCCGAUGCAACACAGCACUGGCGGUAUCAUCACGACGCCUGUCGGGGGUAGCGAGUCAAAGAGAGUGGAUAGCGUGCGAUCAUCAUCACUCGAGAAGAUCAUACAUAAUAGCAAUCGACCACAUGGCCAUACGAGGACACACUCGACCAACGCCACGCCCACGGCGACACAACCCAAGGACAAAGACAACGGUGCGCCCAAGAAGCGAACCAAGUUGGAGGAGAUGAUCAUGGCGACAGAGUCAGGAAACACGAUAUUCCUCGGACUAGCAAUCAAACAGAAGCCCAUUAUAUCAUUAUCCUACGAGCUGCCAGGCAAGUCGACAUUCCUGCACGUGGCAUGUUCCUCCCUCAAGAUCACCUCAGUGAUGUUCGUGCUGGAGGCCGCUGGCAUGCUGCUCAAUGCGCAGAACACUAAGGGUAGGACACCCCUGUAUGUGUGCUGCGAGGCGGGCUUCUUCCACGCCGCCAACUAUCUGCUCAAGUGUGGCGCAUCACCCAUGUUGGCAGACUAUCACAAGUGGACACCUCUCCACAGGCUUUCAUCCAAAACACCAAAGACCACGACACCAGCCCCUAGUCUUGCGCCAGCAUCUGCAGCCACACCAGACUCCAAGAGAGUUGGAGGCACAUCUGGCGGCCCGUCUGACAAGGUUGGCUUCACCAAGGAGCUGCAAUUGGAAGCUGCCACCAAGAUACUCUCAAUCAACCCAUCGAUCAUUGCUGCCAAGACAUCAUCCAAUCAGACACCACUGCACAUUGCCAUUUCCAAUGGCAACUAUCACCUUUGUAAACUCUACCUGCAACACUCAACAGCUCAAUCACUCCUGGUCAAGGAUGACAAUGGCAACUCACCUCUUCACCUUGUAGCAUACACAGUCCGAUCAAAGACAUUUGCACAGUCGAUACUUGAUAAGCUAGCUGAUAGCUUAAGUGGAGAACAAUUGAUGGACUAUAUAGAUGAGAUUAACAAUGUCUGCGCAUCUGCCUUGCAGUUGUCGAUGAAGAGAGACAAUCAAGAGUUGUGUCGACUCAUCAUCAGAUACAGAUCAAUGGCCGAGUCAAAGAUACUGAAGGAGUACUUCUCGGACCUAAACGCAUUGAAUCCAUCAGAGGCUACGCGCCUCCCACUUGACAAGAUCAGCUACCUGGAGUCACCAUUCAGAAGCUCACACUUCGGAAUACUAUUUAGAAAGAUCAUCACCAUCAUCAAGCAGCACUACGCCAUCAACAUGACGCAUCAGAAUGCCAAUAUCCUUCUCACGCGCACCAAAGACACCAUCAAGAAGUUCUUUGAUUGGCUUGACAACAAUGUCAUGGACACAAACUAUAUCCGGUACUACAAAGAGACAUUAUUCUCUCAGACAUACGACACCAUCAUUCACCUUUACCAUGAAGUUUACAAGUCCAGAGACCUAUUCACACAACAGAGGAUAGCAAUGUAUAUUGAUCUAAGCUAUAGCGAGUUGGAUAUAUCAGAGAGCAGUUGGGAGCAGAAUGUGGAGGCAUUCCCAAGGGCUUUGGAGAUAAUGAAGAGGUUGCCAGAGAAGAGGACUCCAUCGGACAAGAUCGAUGGUCUGAACGAAGCGACAAGCCAGAUUGUUAGAAUGGACGCCAAUGAUCUGACGCCAAUGUUUAUGUUUUUGUUGAUUAAGUCGGACCUGAAGAACAUGGCAUCCGAAUAUCAGUUCAUGGACGACUUCAAAGAGACACCAGAGCAGGAGCAGUACUUGGUGCUGUUACAGGGUUCAUUCGACUACUUGGAAACACUAAACUACACGCUGCGCAACUCAAUGAAUCAGGUCAUGUCACUCUCUGGCAUUGUCGACAGAACCAUUGACAAUGCGCUCUCAUUGUGCGAUGAAUUCCAGAAUGCAGGCGUUGGCGGAGCAGACAUGGUCGAGGACUUGGACGAAGGACUGCGCAUCCAGGAUGAGAUGGUCUUGUUGUUGAUGAUGGUCUCAAAACUGGCAAACAGGAUGAGCAACGACAUCAUCUACCUGCCGCUCAAAUGGUCCGACAUUGUGAUGAAGUCCUAUCACUUCAAGGCGAUCGUCGAGCGACUGGGUGUGCGUCUCGAUCAAUCACUGGAGCUGCUCAUCACUACUUCCUCUCCUAUCCAAGAAUUUGAUCAGACAGCGCCCUCACCUGCCGAUGCCAACACCAUCAUCAAGAAGAAAGGUGAGAUAUGUAUUAUACUCGAGCAUCCAUACCCCCAGAUGGUCUACCAGGUCAUCGAAGAGAGUCUACGAAAGGCCCUGAACGAACACAAAUAA
Molecule: messenger RNA, 2670 nt
Organism: Acytostelium subglobosum LB1
Lineage: Eukaryota; Evosea; Eumycetozoa; Acytosteliales; Acytosteliaceae
Exons: 5
Coding region: 1-2670 (889 amino acids)
Molecular function (GO): protein binding
Source: RefSeq, a predicted model, not a curated record